Sturnus vulgaris (Common starling) is the source of this 3098-nucleotide messenger RNA. NCBI's taxonomy places the organism in Eukaryota, Metazoa, Chordata, Aves, Passeriformes, Sturnidae. The record is from RefSeq and is a predicted model, not a curated record.
AGCCAGCUAGUGGGUAAUGGGCUGGGAGCCGGGGCAGUUUCUCCGGUUUCAGACCGCACUUGUGCCCAGUAUGUACCAUUUCUGCAGUAUCGCCCGACGGCGGGCACAGUUCCGACGACACCGUCUUUUCCUCGAGGUCUUUGCGCUAUUCCCAAGGGAUCGGACCACUUCAGACAUCCCUGAGAGAAACAGCGUAUGCCCUAACUGUUCCUGCCGAACAGUACCUUCCUUCCAGCAUCUUUCUUUUCUGAGCUUCCCAUCACCAAUGUUUCUUGGAAUUGGACAGAUGAUCGUCACUAUACUUAUCUUGUAUGUGUCAAAACUAAAUAAGACUGUUGACUUCCCUGAUUUUGAUAGAAGUAUACCUGUGAAGUUGUUCCCUCUGCCUCUGCUUUAUAUUGGAAACCACUUAACUGGAUUAUCAAGUACCGGCAAACUCAGUUUGCCGAUGUUUACAGUGCUCAGGAAGUUUGCCAUUCCACUUACUUUACUUCUGGAAAUCAUCAUACUUGGGAAACGGUACCCACUGAAUGUUAUAGUCAGCGUAUUUACCAUCAUUCUUGGGGCUUUCAUAGCCGCUGGAUCUGAUCUGUCUUUCAAUCUGGAAGGCUACAUCUUUGUGUUGCUAAAUGAUAUUUUCACAGCAGCAAAUGGAGUUUAUACAAAGCAGAAGAUUGAUCCAAAGGAGUUGGGAAAAUACGGUGUCCUGUUUUAUAAUGCUUGUUUCAUGGUGAUUCCAACAGCCGUUAUUAGCUUUUCUACUGGAGACUUUCAGCAGGCAAUACAUUUCCAGCAAUGGACAAAUUUUUUAUUUGUGUUUCAAUUUAUUCUUUCCUGCGUGUUGGGGUUUCUCUUGAUGUAUUCUACUGUCCUGUGCAGUCACUACAAUUCUGCGCUCACAACAACAGUAGUUGGUGCCAUCAAGAAUAUAUCCAUUGCUUACAUCGGAAUGUUGAUUGGUGGAGAUUACAUAUUCUCCAUGUUAAACUUUAUAGGGCUAAAUAUUUGUAUGGCAGGAGGACUGAGAUACUCAUUUUUAACAUUAAGAGGAAACAGCAAUCCUGCACAACCUGGGGAUGAAGAAAAAGCACUUCCAGUGUCAAAGGGUUAGGCAAAAUGCCUGCCUACAAAGAGACUGAAGACACAAGUUUGUUUAGCAUUGCCAAGACCUUAAAUAAGUAUAUGCUGGAACAUAUUUGGGACAACAAAAAAAAAAUCUACCUCAGUUGUCACAGACAUGCACACAAUUCACUGACUCAGAUAUAUUCUUGCACACCAUGUUUUUUACAUAUAAACGGGUUUGCUUUUAGCUUUUUUUAAUCUGCAAGUCAUUUUAUAGGAAGGAAUGCUGUGAGAAAAUCUCAAGUUGUAAAUUUCUGCAUUUACCUGUACUUGGGUGCUAUUUCAACAAGAUCUUUGAGUUCUGUUUCAGUGGCUGCCUGUAGUUUCUUGAGGCAAAACUCACUGUAAAGAUCACGGGGCUUCAUUCACCACUGCCUUAUGCCAUAUGCAGUCCUUGGUAUCAGUGAGGAGAUGAAAGAUCCUAGUGGUUCAGACUGAUUUCAUGCAUGUAUUUGCUCUUGGGUAAGUUAUACAGAGCAUAUGGGGCAAAGGGGAUAUUUGCUCCCACAUUGUUCCCUGUGUACGUGUCAACUAAAAUAUUCAGGCUGUGUCCGUGUAUGUGUAUUGUGUAGGCAUUCUCUCUCUGUGUUUUUGUCAUCCUCAGUCACACCACAGUGUUCUGCAGCAUUUGUCACUGUUGUUAUAAAUGAGCCCUCAUAACUUUACAGCACAGCAAGGACAGUAGGGAAAUUACAGGGGAUUUUUUAAUAUUUAAAUAUUUUUGUGUAUGUGUGUGUCUGUGAGUCACUACCAGCACAUCUAUUUUUGUUAAGGUACACUUUCCUUUUUAUAUCACAGUCCCCUCCUCUCACAUUUUGUCUGUAACCACCUCUCUGCAGAGAAGUGGUGCUACUAUGUGCAAACAUGGUAAGAAAGGGAAACAUAGAUAUGUGGUGGACUGACUUGUGUUUAAAUAAGGGGAAAUGGCUAAUGUCCUAUUGUGUCUUAUAUAUACAGUAAAAGCUUAUCUGGUACUAGUUUAUGUUUUCAGUUCUAAGCAAGGAAUCAUAAUGAGCCUGGGGAUUAUUACAGUAGGCUCAGCUGCUACAGUGGUUAAGAGGCCCAGACUGAUGGACUGAGUUAUCGUCUGGGACAAUAUCUAUAUUUCAAUAACACCUGCAUCUAUAUUUCAUUCCUUGAAAAUACUUGACAAUGCUUACCUGUUUCUCUGAGGAUAAAAGGUUAACCUUUGAAAACAUGAUAGGAGCUUUGAAGUGUUGGAAGACAGCAGAGAAAUUAAUCUUGUUGAAGUUCUCAAUUCCCUGCAAGCAUGAGCCAAGAUUUUUAUAAAUAAUCAAAUCAAAAGAAAAUUUUGAAAGACUUUUGACAUGGAACCAGGGUGGUCUAAUGAUUUGUUUGAUCCUCACUUAAAUAAAAGUACAGCUGAUAAAAUCUGAAAAGCAUUACUCUGUGUGUAGCACAUCAAUGACCAGUCUGAAUUAGAUCUAAGAAGCAUGUGGGUAAUUCACACCAGAAGCUUCAGGGAGUGACUGCCUGCAUGGAUUUGAAUGGCAAGAGGAGCAGUGGCUGCAGAUACUAGAAGUGACAUUUAAAGGCACUGUCAAACUGAGAAGAGAAAUCUGAGCUAUGCAUUUUCUCACAUCUGCCUAAGAGUGUGAUUUUUAUUUUCUGUCUGAAGACCUGUGGAGGGAAAGUGUUGCAGCAAAUAUUUCUCGGCGAUCUUCUGUUUUUAAAUAUUUCCUUUAGUGCUUAAAAACCUACAAUAUUUUUGAGUGUAUUCUUUUAUAAGGCUCCUCUUUCUUCAGAUCAUUUCUACCUCCACAAUUCCAGUUAUUGAGCCUUAACUCUGCCAUGCAACAACGUAUUGGAAGGUUUUCAUUAAUUAUGAAAUUAGUAUGAGUGCCAUUUGAUUGCAGUACUGGUGAACACACAAAGGCACCUGCUAAAUAAGGUGUAGUUCUCUUAAAGGAACACCUAACAUAUGCAUAUAAUUCAUUAAUAUUUUGCUGUACCUU